Molecule: messenger RNA, 1713 nt
Organism: Spinacia oleracea (spinach)
Lineage: Eukaryota; Viridiplantae; Streptophyta; Magnoliopsida; Caryophyllales; Amaranthaceae
Product: polyadenylate-binding protein RBP45
Exons: 7
Coding region: 129-1403 (424 amino acids)
Cellular component (GO): cytosol
Molecular function (GO): mRNA binding
Source: RefSeq, a predicted model, not a curated record
CCCUUCACACUCACGCGUGUUCGCGGAUUAGGAAAAUCCCUACCUCUCCCUUCGUGCACCCCUCCCCCUUUCUCUCUCCUCUAGGGUUUUCCUUUCCCCCCCUUUUCGCAACUUUUUACUCUAAAACCAUGAUGCAACAACCAUCAUCCGGCGUUAUCCCGCCGUCGAUGCAACCACCACUCGAUCCAAAUCAGCAACAACCACCGCCUCAGUACGGACAACCACAACAGCCGUGGAUGAUGCCACCUCAGCCUCAACAACCAUCCUACGCGCCUCAGAUGUGGCCUCCGCAGACUCAGCAGCAGCCUGGUCUACCUCCUCCUCAGGUUCCUCAGCCACAGGUUCAACCGUACCCUAUGGCUGCUGCUGCGGCGGCACCUACGAGCCCCGACGAAAUUCGGUCGCUUUGGAUCGGUGAUUUGCAGUAUUGGAUGGAUGAGAAUUAUGUCUUCACCUGCUUCGCUGCUUCUGGAGAGGUUUUAUCCGUGAAAGUUAUUCGCAACAAGCAAACCAAUCUCUCAGAAGGUUAUGGAUUUGUAGAAUUUGUUAAUCGCGCCGCAGCUGAAAGGACAUUAACUACAUACAAUGGUACAUUGAUGCCACAAACUGAGCAGCCUUUCAGACUUAAUUGGGCAAGUCUUGGAGCUGGUCAGAGGAAGCAAGAUGACUCAGCAGACUAUACAGUUUUUGUUGGUGAUCUCGCCGCAGAUGUUUCAGAUGUUAUGCUUCAGGAUGCAUUUCGUACUCAUUAUUCUUCUGUUAAGGGAGCAAAGGUUAUCACUGAUCAUGUUACUGGACGUUCUAAAGGGUAUGGGUUUGUGAGGUUUGCGGAUGAGGGUGAGCAACAACGCGCCAUGACUGAAAUGAACGGAGUUGUCUUAUCAACUAGGCCCAUGAGGACUGGACCAGCUGCGAAUAAAAAACCUGCCGGUGUUCAGCAGCAGAAAGCUUCUUAUCCAACUACACAGGGAAACCCAGGCGAAAAUGAUCCAAAUAACACAACUAUAUUUGUUGGAGGUCUGGAUCCCAAUGUUACAGAUGACCAGUUAAGACAAGUGUUUAGCUCAUAUGGUGAAUUAGUUCAUGUGAAAAUACCAGUGGGCAAGGGUUGUGGUUUUGUUCAGUUUGGUACCAGAGCUGCUGCAGAACAAGCAUUAGCAGCACUGAAUGGAGCUCAAAUAGGAUCGCAGAGUGUUAGACUUUCAUGGGGUCGUAGUCCAUCAGCUAAACAGGUUCAACCUGGUCAGGGCCAGUGGAAUGGAGCAUAUGGAGGAUAUGGGUAUCCUCAGGGAGGUUAUGAUGCCUAUGGAUAUGCGGCAGGAGCGGCUCCUCAGGAUCCUAACAUGUAUUAUGCAAAUUACGCUGCUGCUGGGUAUGGAAAUUACCAGCAACCACAACAGUGAUAUCUUGAUACUGGAGUUCAGGAAGACAGCGAUGGACAAGAGAUUUGGUAGAUGAACUUUUCCUGGGAUCCAUGUGUAUUUUAUAUCCCCCUCCCCCGUCCUAGGAGUUCCCUUUUUUUCACCCUUUCUUGGAACCCCUGAGAUAUCUUCCUUUAUGCCGGUGGAUAUAAAUUUCCGACUCUAGUGGUUCCGCUAGCUUGAUGCGAGUUAGUUGCAUACCCCAUCUUCUGGAUAUUUAAACUAUUUUGAUUUAUGAUUCUGAAUGGCUGAUUCAUGCUUGACAAUGCAUUUUAAUAUAUUUUUCUUGUAA